AAGAGUGUCAUACACAGGAGCCUAUUUUAGUAAGCCAUUCGGAUUGGGACAGAGAAACCAUAAAUUAGAAACAGGUUUCCUGUCCAGCCUCACAGCCAACGCACGGAUCAUUCUGCUGGCUAUUCUUCAUCGGAAAAGAGGGAAAACUCCAGCACAGCCAUGUCGGAGGCGCCGAAAAAGUCAAAGAUCACUGCAUCUCGGAGGCUCUUCUUAAAGACCAAACUGCUGAAGAAGGCCGCAGCCAUGUUGGACACCGAGAAGGAGGAGAAGAGGGUAGAAAGGGAAAACACCCUAAACGAGAGAGUUCCCCCUCUCCAGCUGUCAGGUCUGUCUGUACAGGAGCUUCAGAAUCUUUGUAAAGACAUGCACCGUAAGAUUGAUGUGGUGGAUGAAGAAAGAUAUGAUGUUGCUGCUAAAGUGGCUAAAAAUGACUUGGAGAUUGAAAACCUGUCCCAGAAGAUCUUCGAGCUGAAGGGUAAACUGAAGAGGCCCAACCUGAAGAGGGUGAGGAUUUCGGCCGAAGCCAUGCUGGGGGCUCUGCUGGGCUCCAAGCAGAAGGAGUCCUUCGACUUCAAGGCCAACCUCAAGACCGUGAAGAAGGAGGAGGAGAAGAAGGAGGAGGUGACCGACUGGCGUAAGAACGUGGAGGCCAUGUCCGGCAUGGAGGGAAGGAAGAAGCUGUUUGACGCCGGACAGUAAAUCAAAGUACAUGAUGAAUAUUUAAAAUCAUGAACAA
Molecule: messenger RNA, 736 nt
Organism: Anguilla anguilla (European eel)
Lineage: Eukaryota; Metazoa; Chordata; Actinopteri; Anguilliformes; Anguillidae
Product: troponin I, slow skeletal muscle-like
Exons: 9
Coding region: 160-699 (179 amino acids)
Biological process (GO): muscle contraction
Cellular component (GO): troponin complex
Source: RefSeq, a predicted model, not a curated record